AGUUGGGAGGCGGGGACUACAUUCCCCAGUUUGUACUGGGCGCUUGCGUUGUGCAUAUCGGGAAAUGUAGUCCUCCCCCUGAGGCGCCACCUUUUGGCUUACGCCUAGUUUCUCUGAUAGCUUUAAAGGAGCAUUCCAAUGUAAGGUUGUGUGCUUCAGCGAUGCUGAAUCUCACCAACAGUCACAGAGUUAUAGACAUAUGUGCCUUACCUUUAAAGUAUUCCUGGUCAAGACAAAUACACAGAGAAGAACCCAAGGCUGAGUCCUCAAAUUCAUUGCUUCCCCACUUGGAGGCCAAGAUCCAGCAGACACACAGCCUUGCCCGCCUCCUCACCAAAUAUGCUGAGCAGCUGCUCCAGGAAUAUGUGCAGCACCAGGGAGAGCCCUUCGGGCUGCCAGGCUUCUCCCCGCCCCGGCUGCCGGUGGCAGGCCUGAGCGCCCCUGCACCAGGCCACACCGGGCUGCCGGUGCCCGAGCGGCUACGGCUGGACGCAGCGGCGCUGGCCACACUGCCCGUGCUAUUGGAUGGUGUGCGCCGCCACCAGGCGGAACUGAACCCGCGCGCGCCGCGCCUGUUGAGGCGCUUGGAGGAAGCAGCGCGCCAGGCCCGGGCCCUGGGCGCCGCUGUGGAGACGGUGCUGGCCGCGCUGGGCCACGGUUCCACCACCGAGGCUGCCGCCGCAGCCACCACCCCCACAGCUCCGGGGGGGUUCUCAGCCAAAGUGCUAGGGCUCCACGUGUGUGGCCUCUAUGGCGAGUGGGUGAGCCGCACGGAGGGUGACCUGGGCCAGCUGGUGUCUGGGGCUCCUGCCUGAUUUCAGACACAAGACCAGUUUCCACUGUUGCCUCCUCCCGGGUCCGAAUCUCCACUGCUUCCUUCACUGUGUCCUUGGACUGUCCUCACUGAUCCAUUUGUUUUGUGUCUUCCUCAUCUCUCUAGAUUCUUGUUGAUUCAGAGAACUUACCUGUCCCAUCGUUUUCAGCUUUCUGUCCUUUCUCCCUUGAGCCUUCCUCUGGUUCCUUUGGUCCUCCAUUACUGGUCUCUUGGGGGAUUUCUCUGUCUCUUUACUCAUCUGCCUCCCCUAAGCCCGUGUGGAUAGUGUGUGCAUCUCAAUCUCAUCACGUGGAAGUGGUGCUUUGUCUCUAGAGUUCUGACCAUCUUGGUCCUUUUCUGGAUGAGAAAGUGUCUGCUGGUCCUGUAGUGGGAAGCUUCUCCAUCCCAAACUUCAGCCCACCUUCCCCAGGGUCAGCCUAUCUGCUAUGCUGACCUCUUCCUCACCCACCUGUUGGUCUCCCUGGAUGUCCUGCUUCCUGUUCCCCCUGCAUAGCCCCUGCACCUCUGUCCAGGUCUGUGUAAGAAAAAGUGACACUCUGAACAAGUUUUAUUUGAGAAUAAAUUAAUUUUCUUUGUAAAUAAAACAUUUUAAAAAUAAACUGAAAAUUAGCUA
Perognathus longimembris pacificus (Pacific pocket mouse) is the source of this 1448-nucleotide messenger RNA. RefSeq names its product cardiotrophin 1 (gene Ctf1). The transcript is spliced from 3 exons. The record is from RefSeq and is a predicted model, not a curated record. Bases 162 to 815 code for a protein of 217 amino acids. Lineage: Eukaryota; Metazoa; Chordata; Mammalia; Rodentia; Heteromyidae.